AUGAUAGUAGAGCUCAUGCGAAGGAUGCUGCAAUACCAUUGGCCAAUGGCGGCGCUCAUUUCUUUUUCACGCACGACCAUUGGCCAACAGUGUGACCAACGGUCUUGCGUAACAUGGACUGGAUGCCCAAAAGGCUGUGGGGUCCUUGCUGCAUCUUCACAAUUGUUCUUUGUUCUCUAUCAUCUCUCUCCUACGCCCGCAGUGUGUGGGUCACCUCUCUUAAACUGGCAAGUCGCAGGUGCCCCCCCCGCCCCCCAGAACAUCCAGCCCCUCAUCCCAUCCCCUUCUUCAACGCUCCAUCCCCCAUCCCUUCGACCCAGCCUCACUCCUCCCCCACACGCCGCUAUGGAAGCCGUCGGCCUGGUUGCUCGUCUAGAGAACCUUAACGCGCACGACUUCAUCCAGAUGUUGUCUGAUCAUCUCGUCGAUCGUGUUUACCCGUGCGAGGGUCCCAUGACCCUUUUGCGACGCAUCUGCAUCACCUGGUUGUUUCUUUACCUCGGCUCUCUUGUCGUCUACUUCCUCUUCGCAACGCUAGACUAUCUCAUUUACCACAAGCUUCUCGCACGCCAAAUCCUCCCCGACGGCUACGACAAGACCGUCGAGAUCCGCCGCGAGAUCUACAUGAGCGUCACAUCCCUGGCAAUCAUGGCCGGCCUAAGCGUUCCGGGAGAGAUCCUCGUCCAUCUGGGCUACAGCAAAGUCUACACCGACCCUGCGGAGCACGGAUACGUCUACCUGUGCAUGUCCCCUAUUUUAUUCAUCGCCUUCAGCGACUGUCUCAUCUACUUUCUGCACCGGGGCCUUCACCACCCCCGCCUGUACAAACAUAUCCACAAGCCGCAUCACUCGUUCAUAAACACAACGCCAUUCGCCGCUUUCGCUUUCCAUCCGCUGGAUGGCUACACUCAGGGCAUGCCGUACCAAAUUUUCGUUUUCUUGUUCCCUUUCCACUCCGCAGCCCACCUCAUUUCCUUAAUUUUCGUCUCCAUGUGGACCAUUAAUAUCCAUGACAGGGCUACAUUCGGUAUUCCUGGAGUUAAUGGCGCCGCACAUCACACAAUACAUCACACUACCUUCAAGUCAAAUUACGGACAGUACUUCACCCUGUGGGAUAAGAUCUGUGGAACUUUCAAAGACCCCAGAUUAUGGAAAAAGGCAGGCGCUCCAGUUAUGUCUGAGAAGGAAGUCUACGGGAAGGACGCUUGA
Chondrus crispus (carragheen) is the source of this 1209-nucleotide messenger RNA. RefSeq lists its product as hypothetical. Bases 1 to 1209 code for a protein of 402 amino acids. Gene Ontology annotation, molecular function: iron ion binding; oxidoreductase activity. Lineage: Eukaryota; Rhodophyta; Florideophyceae; Gigartinales; Gigartinaceae. The transcript has a single exon. Gene Ontology annotation, biological process: lipid biosynthetic process. The record is from RefSeq and is a predicted model, not a curated record.